Molecule: messenger RNA, 441 nt
Organism: Rangifer tarandus platyrhynchus (Svalbard reindeer)
Lineage: Eukaryota; Metazoa; Chordata; Mammalia; Artiodactyla; Cervidae
Source: the annotation of a GenBank genome assembly
AUGAUGUGUCCCCACUGGGGGGCAGUGGUUCCCGGGACACUCAAACGGCAGAGGUGGAGAGAGCCGCCGCCACGGGCAGGCCCUUGGGAACGGGAUGGCUCUGGAUACCGUCACAGCCAGGCAGGCACUGGCCUGGUUGGAGCCUGCCCUGUUCUCUGCCGUGUAUUGGUAGAUGGCCUCGUCCUCUGCGGAUAUCCGCACCAGGGAAAAGCAAACACAGCCACUGGGGCUCCUUCCCUCCGGGUCCCCUGCCCUGGUGGAGUGGCAAGACCCACAGACCAGCCCAGAAGCAGAAGGACCCACCACCCAUAUGCAGGUGUCACUUGUAUGGAGCAGGCUGGGCAGAGCCUCCUGUGGGUGGAGUUAGCUGCAAGGGUUGUAGACAGUAAAUGUAGGAAGAGAGUGUUGUAUAAGGUGGGGGUGGAUGCCUGGGGCAGCUGA